GGAGCUGCUGCGGGCGCUCGCCGUUUCUCCGCGGGAUUGGAAUAUGGUCGGGGAAAUGGAAACCAAGGAGAAGCCGAAGCCGAGCCCUGAUUACCUGAUGCAGCUGAUGAACGACAAGAAGCUGAUGAGCAGCCUCCCCAACUUCUGCGGGAUCUUCAACCACCUCGAGAGGCUGCUGGACGAAGAAAUUAGCAGAGUACGGAAAGACAUGUAUAACGACACAUUAAAUGGUAGUACGGAGAAGAGAAGUGCAGAGUUACCAGAUGCUGUGGGACCUAUUGUACAGUUACAAGAGAAACUAUAUGUGCCUGUAAAAGAAUAUCCAGAUUUCAACUUUGUCGGAAGAAUCCUUGGGCCCAGAGGAUUAACAGCUAAACAACUUGAGGCAGAGACAGGAUGCAAGAUAAUGGUCCGAGGGAAGGGCUCCAUGAGGGACAAAAAGAAGGAGGAACAGAACCGAGGCAAGCCCAAUUGGGAACACCUGAAUGAAGAUUUACACGUACUUAUCACUGUGGAGGAUGCUCAGAAUAGAGCAGAAAUAAAACUGAAGAGGGCUGUUGAAGAAGUGAAAAAGCUACUGAUACCUGCAGCAGAAGGUGAAGACAGCCUUAAAAAGAUGCAGCUGAUGGAGCUUGCAAUUCUGAAUGGCACCUACAGAGAUGCCAACAUCAAAUCACCAGCCCUUGCCUUUUCUCUUGCAGCAACAGCCCAGGCUCCAAGGAUUAUUACCGGGCCUGCGCCUGUUCUCCCACCAGCUGCCCUGCGUACUCCUACGCCAGCUGGCCCUACCAUAAUGCCUUUGAUCAGACAAAUACAAACCGCUGUCAUGCCAAACGGAACUCCUCAUCCCACCGCUGCAAUAGUUCCACCUGGACCCGAAGCUGGUUUAAUUUACACACCAUAUGAAUACCCCUACACACUGGCACCAGCUACAUCAAUCCUUGAGUAUCCUAUUGAACCUAGUGGUGUAUUAGGUGCGGUGGCUACUAAAGUUCGAAGGCACGAUAUGCGUGUCCAUCCUUACCAAAGGAUUGUGACCGCAGACCGAGCCGCCACCGGCAACUAACCUAUGACCUUCUGACCUCUGAACUCUUCACCCAAUGAUGACCUGACCAUGCCUGCCUGCUGAUCAGUUAACUGGUAAACGCCUUUGCUUGCCUGUCUUCAGUGCAGCGAGCUGGGGCACUUGUCCGUUCGUCUUACCAUCUAACAAAACAGACAAAGAAAUUGUUGUCCUCCAACUCCGCUUUUUGUUGUUCUCCUGUUUGGGUGAAAGUGGUUCUAGAACCUGCACUGAAUAGUAGUAAAGCAAUAAGGUCCAACUCAUCCCUCCGCACUGAUCAUCCUCUAGUGUCCCGCCCCAAGCGAACGGUAAGGAGGCCUCGCACGAGAUGGAGACAGAUGUCCCUUAACUACCCGAUGACAGAGGCAGUUACUGUGAGAGACUUCUAGGAAUAUUUUUCUUCUCAAACAAAAAAAUAAAAAAAGGAAAAAAAAAAAGUCAAAGCUCUCUCUGAAUGUACUGUGUGAUGAUGCAUCAUGCAUGAACCUUUGGUCAGGGAUGUCAUUGGGGAAGGGAUUCCAAAAAAGUAUUCAAAAUUUGAUAUGCUGUUUAAUCACUACCCAUGCCCUCAAAGGGCAGGAGUUGCAGCCUUUUAACUAUUGCCUGCCAAAUCGGACAUUUUAAAAGAAAGAGUGCCAUGAAAUGCAGAUUAUGAUGACUUUUCAGAACUACGUUAAUGCAGAGAACAAAACAGCAACACUAUUAAAGCAAAAUCUGAAUUUAAAUUAUUUUAACCAUACUUUAAUCUCCUCAGAAAAUUACGUGAGAACAAGGUACAUGCAUUAUGUGUCACAUUACUGGGCAAACUGUUCAAAUAUUUUUUUUAAACCUCCCUGUAUAGAAAAAAUUUCAUUAAGGAUGUAAAAGCCAUGCUUGCCUAUUUGCUGUAUACAUGUAAUGAAAUUGUAGAUAAAGUGUAGUGCAUUGAAACAAAAUGAACAAAAAAGUAGAUACUUUUACUAUACAAGGGUGCUGGUGCAGAAAAAAUAUAUUUUUGGAAAUGUAGCAUUUUAUACUUUCAAGUGUUAUAAAAAAAAAAGAAAAAAAGAACA
Indicator indicator is the source of this 2115-nucleotide messenger RNA. It is a transcript of the gene QKI, whose product is annotated as QKI, KH domain containing RNA binding. The record is from RefSeq and is a predicted model, not a curated record. Gene Ontology annotation, cellular component: nucleus. Gene Ontology annotation, molecular function: mRNA binding. Bases 44 to 1066 code for a protein of 340 amino acids. The transcript is spliced from 8 exons. NCBI's taxonomy places the organism in Eukaryota, Metazoa, Chordata, Aves, Piciformes, Indicatoridae. Gene Ontology annotation, biological process: regulation of mRNA splicing, via spliceosome.